CAGAAGUACGACCCGCAGCACGAGCGGGAGCUCCGUGCCUGGAUCGAGGGGACCACGGGGCGCCGGAUCGGGGACAACUUCAUGGACGGGCUCAAGGACGGCGUCAUCCUCUGCGAGCUCAUCAACAAACUGCAGCCGGGCUCGGUGCCCAAGGUGAACGAACCCGUCCAGAACUGGCACAAGCUGGAGAACAUCGGGAACUUCCUGAGGGCCAUCACGCGCUACGGGGUGAAGCCCCACGACAUCUUUGAGGCCAACGACCUCUUCGAGAACACCAACCACACCCAGGUCCAGUCCACGCUCAUCGCCCUCGCCAGCCAGGCCAAGACAAAGGGGAACAAGGUGGGGCUGGGGGUGAAAUACGCCGAGAAGCAGCAGCGGCGCUUCCACCCCGAGAAGCUGCGCGAGGGCAGGAACAUCAUCGGGCUGCAGAUGGGCACCAACAAGUUCGCCAGCCAGCAGGGCAUGACGGCGUACGGGACACGGCGGCACCUGUACGACCCCAAACUGGGCACGGACCAGCCCCUGGACCAGGCCACCAUCAGCCUCCAGAUGGGCACCAACAAAGGCGCCAGCCAGGCGGGGAUGACGGCGCCGGGGACGAAGCGGCAGAUCUUCGAGCCGGCGCUGGGCAUGGAGCACUGCGACACGCUGACCAUCGGGCUGCAGAUGGGCAGCAACAAGGGCGCCUCGCAGCAGGGCAUGACGGUGUACGGCCUGCCGCGCCAGGUCUACGACCCCAAGUACUGCGGCGGCCCCGAGCUGCUGGGCCACGACGGCCUCGACGGCCACGACGGCCUCUACAACUCCCAGUAGCCGCCGGCCCGCGGCCGCUUGCACCCCAACACCGCUCGUCACCGGCCUCACCGCGCCCCGCCGAGCCGCCACCGGGGCUGGCACCGGGGGCACCGGCCCCGGGAUCGGCUCCAGGAUCAGCCCCGGGGGAACCGGCCCCGGGGCUGGCACUGGGGGAAACCGGCCCCGGGAUCAGCUCUGGGAUCGAUCU
This is a messenger RNA of Lonchura striata (white-rumped munia), 1006 nucleotides long. The record is from RefSeq and is a predicted model, not a curated record. Lineage: Eukaryota; Metazoa; Chordata; Aves; Passeriformes; Estrildidae.